AUAGAAUCUUUAAGCUUAGAUUUAUACGAUGAAUCAUUUUUAUCGAGUUUAUUAGAGUUUGUGAAAAGUCAUAAAGAAAAUCUCAAGAAAUUAGAAAUUAUGGUUCAAGAAACGAACAGAAAACUAUCAAAAACUAUAAAUUCUGAAGAAAAUGACUUUACGCUUGAAAUUAUUGAAAAUAAUACAAAU
Messenger RNA from Entrophospora candida, 189 nucleotides. Lineage: Eukaryota; Fungi; Glomeromycota; Glomeromycetes; Entrophosporales; Entrophosporaceae. The record is from the annotation of a GenBank genome assembly.